Messenger RNA from Saprolegnia diclina VS20, 2055 nucleotides. RefSeq lists its product as hypothetical. The coding region runs from base 1 to 2055 and encodes 684 amino acids. The record is from RefSeq and is a predicted model, not a curated record. Lineage: Eukaryota; Oomycota; Saprolegniomycetes; Saprolegniales; Saprolegniaceae. The transcript has 8 exons.
AUGGGUCUCGACGCACCGCUGGCCGCCCGGUGCGUCUCGGCACUCGCUGCGCUGCUCGAGCGCGAAGAACACUUAUUUCUGAGACGACCCCCAACAUGGCCGACAGCCAAGGCUGCGCUCAAGGCCUCGCAGCACUUCACCGACCUCACGCGUCUCCACGUAGCCCUCCAGCCGUCGGAAGCGCGCCGGUUGCUGCUGUGCGCACUGCCCCUGCAUGAUGCGGUGAACCACUGGCUAUCGGUGCAAGGCGACGCUGCAAGCGAGCUCACGUUGAGCCAGCGGCAUACGUGGCUGCGCAGCCGGCUCGAGCUCUUGACGGAUCUCGCUGCCACGUGUCAUGCACAGCAGGCGCGCAAAGAGGCAUUGGCAUAUCUCUACAAGGCACUCGACUGCCAUUAUGGCCUCUUGGAGCUCGCACUUUUAGAUACAACUCCCAACCACGCGCUUUUACUGGCGCGUAUCGAGAUUGCACGAGCGCAUCUACACCUUGGCGCAGUCUCGACGGAACUACAACUGUUGGACGCAGGUGCAUUCCACGCUCGCACGGCGGCGGGCGUCGCGUUCGAAGUGCUUUUGGCCGCGGCGCAAGCUCCGGUGGUCGCACGGCGGCAGCGCGACGAGUGGGCACAGCUGCUAGGUCGCGCACUGUACGACUUCAGCGUCCACCAAGAGAAACAGCACGAGGUCGAGCUCUCGCGCUUUUACUUGAUUUUGAACGACAGGCAGACGGCCGACGCGCUCCAAGCGUGUCGAAAAGCUUAUGAAGUGACGGUCGCUAGCGUUGGGAAGCAGCAUCCUCGCGCCGACGUCCUUUGGAAGCGCUUGGAUACACUCGUCCACGUGACGAGCGCCACCAAGACGAACAAGAGCGAGCGUGGGUCUGUGGACGCAGACCCAUGGCGCACGCCGAGUGCGUGGAAGAGCUUAUUGCAGUCGUUCGGCUACGUGGGUGGGUGCGAUGUGCCAGAGAAGCCUGCGAUCCCAACCAAGCCACCAGCGGCGAAAAAGAUCGCGCCGACCCCCCGCGUCCCCAAGACGCCCACGAAACCCAACAUUGUGGAUUUAACGGGAUGCCCAACGCCGCGCCUUCUGGCCUUGAGCCCUGUGCUGCACAAGGACAUUGUUGUUGUCGACCCGUCGCCAACACCGAAUGCUCGGCGACCGCAGUCGGCCACGGCAUGGGCCCGGUCAACAGCAAGUACCUCUGCACUGGCAACACCACCAAAGCGUCCACGGCCACAGACGGCCAGCAGUGGUCGGUGUCCGACCCCGCGCAUCUUUAGCCCCGUGCGAAGCAAUCCAGCUACAACACUUGGGCACAAGACGCGGCUGGAGCUUGCCAUUGCCGACGCCAACGGCACAAAGACAGUGGUCGCACUCACGAUUCUGGAUACGCUGGAGGCGCCGCUGCCAGAGGUCGUUGCCUGUGUGGCCGACCUCGUCGAUGCCAUCCUGACGCGCGACAUGAUACCAGAAUGCAACGGCGUGAACGCGACAACACAAGCUGACGAGGCAGUGAUACACGGCGCGGUUGUCGCUGCUUUGGAGAAUACCUCGUCACUUGCCACCGAAAUGGUCGAGACGCUGCACGAACCGCCCAUGUUACUUCAGUUGGAAGAUACUGUGCUCUCUUUCGAGUCGAAUCUGGCACAACUCGGCAGCGACAAAGGUCGCUCACCCCGCACCACGGACGUCCAUUUGCCACCCGAGCUCGAGCUCGAGGCUCCCGUUGUACCCAGCACUCUACCCUUCGAGCCCGCAGAAGAGAAGAGUCCACGAACGAUGCCAUCGCCUCUGGACGGGUUGCACGACCCACCGCCGCCGUUUGGUACACAUUUCGAACCCGGUGACGCUUCGACGUUUUUGAAAAAGAGCAGCUCGUCGAACUCGUUGGCCGACGACGACGCUCAGUUGCUGCAGUUGUUUCUGGAGUCUCCGGGUCGCGACAAGAACGAGGACGAUGACGAGACUCGUCUCUGCUGCCGUGCAAUCCUGGACGGUCUCGUCGCAUCGGUGGUGGCUCUGUACAUGACAAGUGGCCAACAUGCAAAAUAG